GAGGGAAGGAAGGAAGAGAGAAAACUCAGAAGAGGAGAUGAGAAACAUGGAAUCCAGUGCCGCCGGUGGUGGCGGGGGAGACUUAUCAUCGAGCUUUCCUUCGUCGGUGGUUUCUGAGUGGAACUUUGCCGUAUCUCGACGGUACCAGUAUUUGCUGGACAAGUCGACCCCUCACGUCCUCAGGCGUUGGAUGGCGUUUGCCGUGAUCGCGUCCAUCUACGUCAUCCGUGUCUUUUUCCUUCAAGGAUUCUACAUCGUCUCAUACGGCCUCGGCAUUUAUAUCCUCAACCUCCUUAUUGCCUUCCUCUCACCUCAGGUUGACCCCGAGAUCGAAGACCUCUCCGAUGGCCCUACCCUUCCCACCAGAGGCUCCGAAGAGUUUCGCCCUUUUGUUCGCCGCCUUCCCGAGUUCAAGUUCUGGUAUUCGAUCACAAAAGCCUUCUGUAUUGCUUUUGUGAUGACAUUUUUCAUUGUGUUUGAUGUGCCCGUGUUUUGGCCGGUACUACUCUUCUACUGGUUGAUGCUGUUCACGCUCACGAUGAAGAAACAGAUACUGCACAUGGUCAAAUACAAAUACGUUCCCUUCACAUGUGGCAAACAGCGCUACACUGGAAAGAAAGUAGUUUCAACUGACGAUGCAAGCCUUUCUAGAGAUUGAAACUUAUGGUGGGUUGAACAAUUGAAUAUGGAUAGUUGACGAUGCAAAGUUUAUCACUUUGUUAUUUAUGUACUUUUUCUUCUAACAGCUGGAGCUUUCUUCGGGAGUCGUAGGAGCAAGGGCUGCGUGAAAAUCUAUUUUUUUUUUCACUGCAUUUGAAAUUUGCCCGAUGUUCAUCGGGCAAGCACUGAAAGCCUGUAGCCGAAGAAGAUGCAGGCAGUGGGAGAUGGAGGUGUUCGUUCUUAUAUGCUCUUUUAUUUGUUUAGCUGCAAAAGAUUUUGUUUUGCACUGC
Messenger RNA from Telopea speciosissima, 950 nucleotides. Its product is annotated as protein RER1A-like. Bases 38 to 658 code for a protein of 206 amino acids. Gene Ontology annotation, biological process: retrograde vesicle-mediated transport, Golgi to endoplasmic reticulum; protein retention in ER lumen. Gene Ontology annotation, cellular component: Golgi membrane. The record is from RefSeq and is a predicted model, not a curated record. Lineage: Eukaryota; Viridiplantae; Streptophyta; Magnoliopsida; Proteales; Proteaceae. The transcript has 3 exons.